Messenger RNA from Mya arenaria, 585 nucleotides. RefSeq lists its product as uncharacterized. Bases 1 to 585 code for a protein of 194 amino acids. NCBI's taxonomy places the organism in Eukaryota, Metazoa, Mollusca, Bivalvia, Myida, Myidae. The transcript has 2 exons. The record is from RefSeq and is a predicted model, not a curated record.
AUGGCCGACGUAGACAAUGAGAUCACUGGGGCGUGUAUGAAUAACAAUGAGUUGACACCAUUUAAGGUCGUCGAUUUGAAAAGAUACCUUGCGAACCGGAAAUUGAAUGUAUCAGGUCUUAAAUGCGAAUUGAUUGAGAGGAUAAAAGGCGCAUAUAGACUUUCUAUAACUGACAAACGCGUGCUGGAGGAGAGAGAUCGGGAAGAAAGAGAGAGAAGAGCAACCGAACGCUUUAUCCUCCCAUGUGGCGAGGGUCUUCCACCGCCAUCAACACUGAAGGCAUGGAAGUCCACUAUUGAUCUGUUUCCUGCUGUAGAGGAAAAGGAUAUAUACAACUACAUUGUACUGAAAAGAGACUCGAAACGUCAAUUGAAGGCGAGGACUUAUUAUGUGGACGGACAUGUACAGAAAGUUGAGGUCCAUCUCAUAAGCGAAGAGUGCAGCCACUGUUAUGUUCAAGCUUCCGUGCUGCCAUCAUUUCCAACUGCAGACAAAAGAAAGUCACCAGAGUACCAACCCUGGAUCCUUCUGUCGAAAGUGACUGGCUGCAUACACUCCGCGUUCUGCAACUGUCCAGCUGGGUAA